GAGGAGGAGAAAGCAAACCACUGGCUGUGACAGUGACAGUUGCUUCUCUCCUCGGUUUCCCCCCCUCAGCUUCAUCUUCAUCAUCCUCAUCAUCCUCAUUAGCCUCAGCAGCAGCAGCAGCAGCUUCAGCUUCAUCAGCGGCAGAAGCAGCGACCACAGACGGCGUGGAGAACAAAUACGCGUCACGCGUCUUCAAGAGGCGCUCCACUCGAAGGGGAAGAUGGGGAAAUGGCACUUGACCAAAUGUAGGGAUCAAGAAAUCACACAAAAUCUUCAUUUAUGACACAAGCCUGCGUUUAUGCACCAGUAGGAACUAUUUAAAGAGCAAAAGAUUUUACCCCUUUCAACACCUAGAAAAACAUGGAUGUAUCUUCAUCUUCACUGCAGUACGGAUCAAAAAAACGGGUUAAGAUUCACCCAAAUACAGUCACAGUUAAAUAUGCCACUCACUUCCCUCAGCCUGGUGAUGAAGGCUAUGAUGAUGCACCCUCUUUUGAGGAGUUUGGCGCCUUUGCAGAAGCUAAUGUUGGAAAGAGACUUGUCUCAGACAGUAAAGGGGGCAGGACUUUCUUUGGAACCAUGGAGACGCAGCCUAAGCAGCCAAGUGUGCAGAGGGACAAGGGAGUUGAAAGCCAGCUGGCCAGCUUUGGUGAGGCAAAUGUGUUGGCCUCCAGAGUCACCUGGAUGGCCUUGUUUGGGGCAGCGGUGGCUCACGGUUGCGUGGCACUGAUCACCCGUUUAGCAGCUGACCGAUCGAAAGUGCCCUCACUUGAGCUGCUCUUCAUUCGCUCUGUGAUCCAAGUGCUGUCCAUCCUGGUGGUCUUCUAUUACCACGAGGCUCCCUUCGGUCCAAAGGGCUACAGGCUGCGACUCUUCUUCUACGGCGUCUGCAACGUAAUCUCAAUCACCUGCGCCUACACGUCCUUUGCCAUUGUCCCACCCAGUAAUGGCACCAUCAUGUGGCGUGCCUCCACUACAGUCUUCAGUGCUGUUCUGGCCUUCCUGUUGCUGGAUGAGAGGCUGGGUUACACAGAUGUGGUCACAGUGGUGGGGAGUGUGUUUGGUCUUUGCCUGGUGAUGGUGCCCAACAUAGCUGAUGAAGAGAAGUCCAGGCUGGGCUUUUGGAAGGAGGCCUUUGGCUACACAAUGACAGUGAUGGCCGGCUUGACCGCUGCCCUCUCUAUGAUCGUCUACAGAGCCAUUAAGGAGCGUGUCAGCAUGUGGACGGCACUCUUCACCUUUGGCUGGACGGGCACAGUGUGGGGGGCCUCCACCAUGUUUAUCAUGCAGGAGCCCAUCAUUCCUCUGGAUGCGGAGACCUGGGGCUAUUUAACUGGGAUCUGUAUCUGCUCUACUGUGGCGUUCCUGGGAGUCUACUAUGCUCUGAACAAGUUUCAUCCAGCCUUAGUUAGCACCGUGCAGCAUCUAGAGAUCGUGGUUGCCAUGUUUCUCCAGCUCAUUGUUCUGAGGAUGAUCCCAUCCGUUUAUGACGUCAUCGGAGGCCUGGUCAUCAUGGUCAGUGUGUUCACCCUGACAGGAGUCAAGCUGUACAGGGUGAGCCGGGCCAUUCGACAGGAUUACCAAGAGAUCCUAGACUCACCCAUUAAAUGAGUUUAGAUAUGUCAGUCUACCUGUUUACAAAUGUUGCUUGGUUGUGCAAUUCAAAAGAAUGUCUGGAUCAUUUGGCAAUUUUGUAUUGUUGUGUUGUUGGAAGAGUGCCAGUUGUGUAACUAAUGUCUUAAUAUUUGUGUGUGACAUAAAAGACAAAUGUAAUAUGGUGACCUUUCCCCCUUAUAGUACUGCUUUAAUGUCAAAUUGUGUCAAGGACCAAAAUAUCAGCAAAAAAAGAAAAAAACAACAACAAUCAGUUUAAUUUUUGUGAUUUUCUUUUCAGCAUUUGCAAUCAUAUUGAGUCUGGUCUUGUGAGUGGCAGUGAAAAAAAAAACGUUUUAAUGAUAAUUUUCUAAAAUGAUAACAUGAAAUAAGAGUGGUGUGUUCUGCUGUUGUUGCACUGCCACACUUGUCACACUCUGUAAAUGUCAGCCCAGAGAUCAUUCAUCCUACAUACAAAGAAUGAAAUAAUAAAAAUAAAUACCACCAAGUUUUCUUUAAAUAAAGGGUAUUGAUUUUCUUACCUUCAGUCAUUGCUUGCCAACACAACAUUUUUUCUUUAAAAAGCCAUAACCUUUAGAAGAGUGUGUAUCAUGAGGUCAUGGUAGCUUCUGCUGCAUUACAUUGUGUAAAGGAAAUUAAUGCCAUAUAUUAUUCCAUGCACCAUUUUCUUUCAGUAAUAUUUGUGCAUAAACUGCACCUUUCAGUGAUUUCCCAUUGACUCAGUUAUUUUCUGGCUCUGGCUAAUGGUUGAUAUUUAACACUAAUGAUCACAUCCCUGGAUGUUGCCUCUGUUUUCUAUCAUUCACAUAAACUAUGUCCAGAGGCAGGAGCACUGUAUUGAAUUAAAGUCCCUUUAA
Sphaeramia orbicularis (orbiculate cardinalfish) is the source of this 2471-nucleotide messenger RNA. It is a transcript of the gene slc35g2b, whose product is annotated as solute carrier family 35 member G2b. The transcript is spliced from 2 exons. NCBI's taxonomy places the organism in Eukaryota, Metazoa, Chordata, Actinopteri, Kurtiformes, Apogonidae. Gene Ontology annotation, cellular component: membrane. The record is from RefSeq and is a predicted model, not a curated record. The coding region runs from base 361 to 1611 and encodes 416 amino acids.